GGAGGCAGGAUUUCAUCUGUUCUGUUCUGGCUCUUAUUUUUCUCUGUCUUGUUCAACCAUCUUGUCCAAACCAAACUCCAAAAAUACAUUUAAGUUUGAAUUUCUUGACGGAGAAACCAAUGCCUACUGCACCAUAUUUUUAUUGAAUGGGAAGAGAAGACAAUCUCCAAACACAACAAUUUCUUUUGAUACUAAAAUGAUUCGUCAAUCUCUUUACAACCCUCCUUCCAUCCCCUUCUCAACCCCUUCCGUGAAACGCCACCGUUUCUCCCCUCCAAGUUGGAGAAUUCGAUGCGACGCGUCGUCGGUGUCGGUGGAGCAGAAGGUUGUUGGGCCACACACGGGUAGAGACCCAAACGUGAAGAAGCCAGAGUGGUUGAGGCAGAAAGCUCCUCAGGGUGAAAGGUUCCAAGAGAUUAAGGAAUCCUUGUCCCAUUUGAAGCUCAACACUGUCUGUGAGGAGGCACAAUGCCCCAACAUAGGAGAGUGUUGGAAUGGAGGCGGAGAUGGCAUUGCAACUGCGACAAUCAUGGUUCUUGGGGAUACUUGCACGCGUGGGUGUAGGUUUUGUGCUGUGAAGACCAGCAGAAACCCUCCACCUCCUGAUCCUAUGGAACCGAUAAAUACUGCCAAGGCCAUUGCAAGUUGGGGUGUGGAUUAUAUUGUCCUAACAAGUGUGGAUCGUGAUGAUCUGCCUGAUGGAGGAAGUGGCCAUUUUGCUCAGACUGUCAAAGCUAUGAAGAAUCUCAAACCUGAGAUCAUGGUUGAGUGUUUAACUUCUGAUUUUCGGGGUGACCUGAAGGCUGUAGAAAUUCUGGUUCACUCAGGUUUAGAUGUCUUUGCUCACAACAUUGAGACAGUCAAACGCCUCCAAAGAAUUGUUAGAGAUCCGAGGGCAGGGUAUGAGCAAAGCCUGUCAGUUCUAAAACAUGCAAAACAUAGCAAGGAGGGUAUGAUAACAAAAACUUCUAUAAUGCUGGGCCUUGGAGAAACUGAUGAUGAGGUGAAGGAAGCAAUGGCUGAUUUAAGGGCCAUUGAUGUUGAUAUUGUGACAUUUGGUCAAUAUUUGCAGCCAACUCCCUUGCACUUAACUGUCAAAGAGUAUGUUACUCCUGAGAAGUUUGCUUUCUGGAAAGAAUACGGGGAAUCUAUUGGUUUUUGUUAUGUAGCUAGUGGUCCACUGGUGAGAUCAUCGUACAGAGCUGGGGAGCUGUUUGUCAAGACAAUGGUACGAGAAAAGGCCAAGAAUGCUGGUGACUCGUUGUUAUGAUCUUUGGUUCUGCAAUUAUGUAUAUUAGGCAACACCAACUGACGAGGUUUUUAGCACUUUCAUUGCUAAGGAGAAAACGGUUAAGUGCUAAGGACAGCUUUACGUAUUCUUUGGACCGGUAUUGUUUCUCAAUUUAUAUUCUUUAGUAAAUUGACAAUAUACGUAAGUUAAAUUGAGAGAGUGAAAAAGAACAAAAAUUUCAAAAGCAUUAUAAAGCGAGAAUGAUAAUUGGUUUACUUACAAGUUACAAGGAGGGUGUUUUCUCUUACUUGCAUUUGGUUGUUAGUGGCAAUAGCUGUUUUUGUUUGGUUACCAUUUUUCUAGUGUAAUGGUCACGUUUUGAUUUUGAUUUUAUCAUUUGAUAAAAUUGAGUAUAUCUAAAAGAGAAAUACUCAAUGUUCAUGCUUAA
Glycine soja is the source of this 1679-nucleotide messenger RNA. RefSeq names its product lipoyl synthase, chloroplastic-like. The record is from RefSeq and is a predicted model, not a curated record. Bases 197 to 1270 code for a protein of 357 amino acids. Gene Ontology annotation, biological process: lipoate biosynthetic process. The transcript has 7 exons. Gene Ontology annotation, cellular component: chloroplast; mitochondrion. NCBI's taxonomy places the organism in Eukaryota, Viridiplantae, Streptophyta, Magnoliopsida, Fabales, Fabaceae. Gene Ontology annotation, molecular function: 4 iron, 4 sulfur cluster binding; lipoate synthase activity.